AUGGAUGAAGCUUUAUUAAAAUUGUUAGCAGAUCAGACACUUGCUCUGCAAGAAUUGACUAAAAUAGUUGUCGCUAACAAACUCGACGGUGAUGCAAUACAUGCUAAUAAUGCUCAACGAUCAAUGGAUUUAUUGGCAAACUCACUCACCGAUUACAUGCAUGAACCUCAAAGCAAAUUCACGUUCACAACAUGGUAUGAUCGACACGAGGACGUGUUUUUGGUUGAUGCGAAAAAUCUUGAUGAUGCAGCAAAAGUGCGACUGUUAUUGCGAUUUUGUAAUUAUGCCCAACCGAAAAAGCAGAAUUCAAGUCAAACAAAUUCUUCGGAUAAACGCACCAAAGUGAUUGCUGUUUCGAAAGUGGAUUUUGCUGCGAAGAGAAAAUUCAUUGUUAUCCACAUCAAUGGAACACCGAUACGUCUACAAGUGGAUACAGCAUCUGACGUCACCAUUAUUUCACGUGACAACUAUGUGCUAUUGGGUCAACCACCAGCGGUUGAAUGUAUCGAAUAUGCUCAAAAUGCAUCUGGUGAUCCUCUGUCGUUACAACUCGAGUUCGAUUGCAAAAUUUCCUUUAACAACGUUGAUACAGCCGGCGUAUGUUAUGUGACAGAUGUACCUGACUUGAACGUUAUUGGCAACGAUUGGCUAGAUUUGUUUGGAUUAUUCGACGUUCCGUUGAAUGCUGUUUGCAGUCAAAUAACCAAGACAUCAAAUCCUGUCAAUACACACGACUUUAUGGUGAACUUCAAGCAAAGAUUUUCAUCAGUGUUCAGUUCGACUCUGGGCAAAUGCACUAAAACCCAAGUCACAUUACGUCUCAAACCUGAGGCACAACCAGUUUUCCGUCCGAAACGUCCAGUUGCAUAUGCUGCUGUUCCAAUAGUUGACGCCGAACUGGAUCGUUUGCAAGAAAUGGAUGUUCUUAGUCCCAUUUCGUAUUCCGAAUGGGCUGCUCCAAUUGUUACAACCAAGAAACCUAAUGGAUCCAUACGUUUAUGCGCCGAUUUUGCUACUGGUCUGAACGAUGCAUUGGAAACGUACCAUUAUCCAUUACCAACGCCGGAUUCGAUUUUUGCUACAUUGAAUGGCGGAAAGUAUUACUCAAAAAUCGAUUUUGCUGAUGCUUACUUCCAGUUAGUGGUGGACGAGUCAUCCAAGAAAUAUAUCACCAUAAAUACGCAUCGUGGUCUAUUUCAAUUCAAUCGUUUACCGUUUGGAGUUAAAGUCGCUUCUGCGGUUUUUCAACAAAUCAUUGACGCGAUGAUUGCGGGUUUGGACCGAACUUGUGGAUAUCAGGACGAUAUCACCGUAAAUGGACGUACGAUCGAGGAACACAACCGAAAUUUGAUUGCAUUGUUCGAACGAAUCAAAGAGUGGGGUUUCAACAUACGCCAUCACAAGUAUGAACACGGUCGUCGACCGAAUACAGCCAAAGUUCAAGCUAUUGUUGAUAUGCCUGAGCCACAUGAUGUUACAACAGUCAAAUCGUUCUUGGGCAUGAUAAAUUAUUACUCCAAGUUCGUCAAAGAGAUGAAAGAUCUACGUUUUCCAUUGGAUCGUUUGCUAUGCAAGGACGUAAAAUUUGAAUGGACUGACGAGUGUCGCGAAGCUUUCAAUAAAGCGAAGGAAAUUUUAUUAUCCGAUUUGCUGUUGGCUCAUUAUGAUCCCAAUGUGCCGAUUAGAGUUGCAGCUGAUGCAUCGAUUCAUGGGCUUGGUGCUGUUAUUUUUCAUCGAUAUGACGACGGUUCAGAGAAAGCUAUCGAACAUGCAUCACGAAGUCUUUCUCCUGCUGAGAAAAACUACGGUCAAAUCGAAAAGGAAGCGUUGUCAUUGGUAUUCGCUGUUCAGAAAUUCCACAAAAUGAUUUGGGGACGAAAAUUUGUCUUGGAAACCGACCACAAACCAUUGCUCGCUGUAUUUGGUGCAAAGAAGGGCAUUCCGGUCCAUUCAUCGAGCCGUCUACAGCGAUGGGCGAUUUCAUUGAUGUCAUACGAUUUCGUUGUUGAACAUAAGAACACCGAAAAUUUCGGACAUGCAGAUGCACUGUCUCGACUUAUUGCUAAUCAUCAAUCGCCAUUGGAACCGAUCAUCAUUUCAUCAAUUCGCAUUCUGGAGGAUUCAAUCAAUCGAAUUUUGGUCGAUGCAAUCCGUGUGCUACCUGUCACUGCUGAAAUGAUUGCACACGCAACGAAAAAUGACGAGUUACUUGCAUCCGUGAGUACAUAUUUGAAGUCGACUUGGCCUUCACAUAUUGACAAUGACGUACUGAAGAUAUUUUACAAUCGACGUGAAUCGUUAUGCGAAUUGGACGAUUGUUUGUUAUUCAAUGAUCGGGUUGUAAUUCCGUUAUCGUUACAGAAUGAAAUUUUACAACAACUUCACGUUGCUCAUCCUGGCAUUGUUCGAAUGAAAGCUUUAGCUCGCAGUUACGUAUACUGGCCAAACAUUGACAAAGACAUCACCGAAUAUGUGCAACGUUGUUCACGUUGUGCAAGUACAGCAAAAACACCGGUUAAGGCAACGUUAUCGUCAUGGCCCAAGUCAUCGCAUGUCUGGUCUCGUGUGCAUAUUGAUUUUGCUGGAGAGUUUCAAGGACACUACUAUUUUGUCAUCGUAGAUUCCUAUUCCAAGUGGCCAGAAAUUUUCAUUAUGAACACAUUACAUCUGCUGCAGCGAUUUCUAAAUUACAAGAACUUAACGCACGUUUUGGCAAUAUGUCGAUUCUUGUUUCCGAUAAUGGUCCUGCGUUCAUCUCUGUUGAAUUCGACGAAUUUUUCAAAUGGUCAGGCCGAACGAUUUGUCGAUACAUUCAAGCGGGCACUCAAAAAAGCAAAAGGGGAGGAACGUGUACCUGACGUUCUACAGACAUUUCUUCAGCGUUAUCGGAUGACGCCAAACGCUCAAUUACCGAACAAUUGCAGUCCAGCCGAAGUUAUGUUUGGACGAAAAAUGAAUUCAGUUCUAGAUUUGGUGAAACCGAGAUUGAAAUUUGAUGUUAUUCGUGAUGUCAAAAUGGAAGACCAAUUCAACACUAAACAUGGAGCAAAGCAUCGAAUUUUCUAUCCGAAUCAGAAAAUUUAUGUACGAGAUUUCCGUGAGAGGAAAAUUGUAUGGUCACCAGCCGUGAUCAUCGAACGAGUCGGCAAUGUGGUAUACAACGUUGAAUGCGAUGGAAUCAUAUGGCGUCGUCAUGCAAAUCAAAUUCGUGUCCGAUACGAAUAUGAGGAUGAGCAGUCUGAUCCAGUGUUAAGUUUGUUGUACGAUGUAUUUGAAACGACACCAUUACCAGUCAUCAUUCAGCAACCUGAAGUAUCACAAAGUACACCACAGCCGAACGAAACAUUUUCAACCAUUCCAACAAUUCCAGCCCGACCACAACGUGACCGCCGUCAAGUUGUUCGUACCGAUUUUUCACGUUGCGUCAAGGGGAGAUAUUUGGAUCUUUAA
Bradysia coprophila is the source of this 3450-nucleotide messenger RNA. RefSeq lists its product as uncharacterized. NCBI's taxonomy places the organism in Eukaryota, Metazoa, Arthropoda, Insecta, Diptera, Sciaridae. The record is from RefSeq and is a predicted model, not a curated record.